Messenger RNA from Danaus chrysippus (African queen), 1467 nucleotides. The record is from the annotation of a GenBank genome assembly. NCBI's taxonomy places the organism in Eukaryota, Metazoa, Arthropoda, Insecta, Lepidoptera, Nymphalidae.
AUGGGCAACCAUAUUUCGGGCCGUGCAGAGGCCCUAUUAGCGUUCAUUAUCAAAAAAUAUCCAGAUGCGUACAAGGAGUUCACCGAGGUGAACCCUGAAGUAAACCCCACCGUUUUCGAUACGGACAGCCCGGCCUCACCGAACUGUCCAAAAAGCAAUCCAUGUGACAUGGAUUGCUCGCCAAUCGGCUCGGGAGCCGAGUCAGACACGACGCCGUCCUCCUCGGACACAGAGGAGGAUAACGACGGGUUCAAACCCGUCCUUACCAAAUCUGGUAAGAGGAAGGCGGCAAAAUCACUAAAGGCGCCGCCGCCAAACAAAAAACCAUCGACCCCAGCAGCUGCCGGUGCAGCUGCGCACGUACCUGCGGGCACACCUGUGUCCGCACCUGCGGGCACACCUGUGGGCACACCUGUGUCCGCACCUGCGGGCACACCUGUGUCCGCUCCUGCGGAGACGGCUCCGGAGGAGAACCUAGAUCGGCUCAUCAAGAAGCAUUUCGCCAUAGAGUCGUUUGGGGUACAACCGCGUCAACCUACAACCGACGCGGAGGGCAAGGCGCGCCAGAUAUUAGAAAGUACCACCAAGCAGCUGAGAGAUGGUCGUUUCGAAACUGGCCUCCUGUGGCGGAACGAAGAUGAGCCGACUCCGGAUAACCUGAGGUCAACAGAAAACCGGCUGCGCCACAUUGAAAGGAAGCUGGACAGGGACCCGAAGCUCAAAGCGGAAUACGGGAGGCAAGUCCAGCACCUGCUGGACAGCGGGUACGCCGACGAGGUUCCAGAAGACGGCGGCUCGGCGAGAAGAUGGUAUCUGCCGCAUUUUGCCGUGACCCAUCCCACAAAAAGAAGAUUAGACCGGUCUUUGACGCCGCUGCGAAGUUCAACGGGAAAAGCUCCUACGGGCAACCGCGAGGGUGCUUCAAUUCGUUUUCAACUGUGCCGCAGGGAAAGGACUCUAAGCACACGAUCCAGCGACCCGGUGUGGACAAAGAAACACAAUAAAGAGAAAACGAAGGCACAGCACUCAGCUCCACUCGCAAUAAAGGAGCGGUACCAGGAAAGAAAGGCUGUGGAGAGCCAGCAACCCCUAGACCGGAAGAGCAAACUUAAACGGCUGGAUAUCGCCGUGAACGAUGGGCUUAUAAGGAUCCGCGGCAGGAUCGACGCCGCCGAAGAACUCGACCGCGAUCUCAGGCAGCCAGUAGUAUUAGACGCGAAAGAUGACAUUACGAAGUUGAUCCUGACCCAUUACCACGAUAAGUUCAAUCACGGUAACCACGCUACCGUGAUGAACGAAGUAAGGAGAAGGCCGAGCUCGAAGAUUGUAAGGCUGGUGAGCCAGCCCACCGUUGAAGACAAGAUCGCCGAGCAGCAGCGCGGCGGUCCGGAACAGCUUCGCGUCGCCGGACAAGAGGAUGGUGCGAAGCACGAGGGGGCGUAUUUCGGCGACGCAGCUAAUAUUUAG